Messenger RNA from Bactrocera tryoni, 615 nucleotides. Its product is annotated as CLIP domain-containing serine protease 2-like. The record is from RefSeq and is a predicted model, not a curated record. The coding region runs from base 1 to 615 and encodes 204 amino acids. The transcript is spliced from 4 exons. Lineage: Eukaryota; Metazoa; Arthropoda; Insecta; Diptera; Tephritidae. Gene Ontology annotation, biological process: proteolysis. Gene Ontology annotation, molecular function: serine-type endopeptidase activity.
AUGGUCAAAAUUCAUGGUAUUCUACCGACAACUGAGGUAUGUGGGACAUUAACUUUAUCAAAUCGCAUCUACGGUGGUGAUGAAACUGAUAUUGAUGAAUAUCCCUGGAUUGCAUUGAUUUUACCCAGAAAUGAAAAUUUCUUUUUGAAAUGUUCUGGUUCUCUUAUUAACAAAUACUUUGUUGUCACCACCGCACAUUGUAUUACUUCAAUCAACUCAUUAUCAGAUGUUCUAGUUCGCUUGGGUGAAUGGAAUUUGGAUAAAGAUCACGGUUGUAAUGAAAAUCGUUGUGAGCUACCUCUUCAAGAAAAGGAAAUAGAUGCAAUUAUAAAACAUCCAGAAUAUAAGACAAAAAGCAUGGAUAAUGACGUAGCUUUGUUACCUUUUAUGAGCGGUUGGGGAGGCACUGAAAAUAAACUGUAUAGUCCUAUUAAGUUAAAAGCCACGGAUCAUAUAUUAUCAGUCGUUCAAAAGAAAAGAAAAGGAAAGAAAGACCGUUACUAUUGCAAUAAUGUUUUAAUAAGUAACAGCAAAAUUUAUGCUACAGCACUCUACAAAAAUGAGCAUAACUCUCUUAAAACUAAAGCUAUUGACUUCAAACCGGUAUCAAAUUAA